This is a messenger RNA of Fusarium oxysporum Fo47, 1695 nucleotides long. Its product is annotated as glycosyl hydrolase. The transcript has 2 exons. NCBI's taxonomy places the organism in Eukaryota, Fungi, Ascomycota, Sordariomycetes, Hypocreales, Nectriaceae. The coding region runs from base 1 to 1695 and encodes 564 amino acids. Gene Ontology annotation, molecular function: hydrolase activity, hydrolyzing O-glycosyl compounds. Gene Ontology annotation, biological process: carbohydrate metabolic process. The record is from RefSeq and is a predicted model, not a curated record.
AUGUCUGGCCCUCGACCAAAUGCCUGUAUGAACCCCAUCAUUCCCGGUUGGAACCCGGAUCCAAGUUGCAUUUGCGUUCCAGAACUUGGAAACACGUUUUUUUGCGUUGUCUAUUCAUUUUCCAUCUUUCCAGGUCUCCCCCUCUACGGAAGCAAGGACCUCAUCCACUGGAAACUUGUCUGCAACAUCAUCAACCGCCGUGAACAGGUACCUGAAAUCGGCACCGACAGAGCUCAAGAUAAUGGCAUCUUUGCGCCAACUAUACGAUAUCACGAUGGAAGGUUCUUUGUCAUUGUCGAAUAUGUCACGGUAGAAGAUCCGCCGACCGGAUUUGGUCUCGUCUUCUCGGCGUUGGACCCUUUUGAUCCUCUGUCGUGGGGCAAUCCCGUCAUCUUUAGGGAACCCAAAGGUAUCCUCGAUCCCGAUCUCUUCUGGGAUGACGAUGGCCAGGUAUACAUCCAAGCUGGCUCUUUUGACCAGGUCAUUGUACAGUUUAACCUCGACCUGGAAACGGGAAUCUCAGGACCCGUAAAGAACAUAUGGAAUGGAACAGGAGGCAUCGCGCCCGAAGGACCUCAUUUGUAUAAGAAAGACGGGUACUACUACCUCUUGAUCGCGGAAGGUGGAACUGAUCUCCCUCAUUGUGUCAACAUCGCCCGUGCGACCCAACCAGAUGGUCCUUUUGUUCCAUAUGAAGCGAACCCAAUCUUGACAAACCGCAACACUGCAGAGUAUUUCCAGACUGUUGGUCACGCAGAUCUAUUCCAAGAUCCUGAAGGAAACUGGUGGGGAGUGGCUCUUUCUACUCGGUCUGGCCCUGAAUAUCGUCACUACCCGAUGGGAAGGGAAACGAUCUUGUUUUCAGUGGUUUGGGCUGAGAAUGACUGGCCUCGCUUGACCUCUGUUAAGGGGAGGUUGAGUGCACCAGCAUUCUUACCCCAACGGCUUGAUAUGCCCGGUACCGGUCAUUGGCAUCAUGAAGAUGAGCUAUUGGAAUUUCCGCCAAAAUCCCCUUUGCCCCUUCACCUUGUUCACUGGAGAUUUCCGCCGGUAAAUUAUAUCAGUACAUCACCCACUGGUCAGACCCAUGGUCUGCAACUACGGCCAUCAAGAUCGACACUUACAGGUUCAUAUGGAAACAUUAGUACCAACGGAGUGACGCUCGUAGCGCGUCGCCAAACUUCGACUUUGUUUGUUUUCGAAAUUGAUGUGAAAGUACCAUCGAAUUUCCCCAAAGGAGUGGAGGUCGGCGCAACCACUUUUGUGAAUGAGUGGCAAAACGUAGCUAUGAGUCUUACAUCACUCCAGGGAGCUGGAAGUAACUCCGUUGUUCCGAGGGAUGGUCUGUACAUCAAAUUUCAGGUCAACGGCAAGGGUGCAGAGCCACCUCAGGAGCACCUUGACUUCAUAGCGUUGCCGGUCGAAUGGGCAAAUAUUCAACAUAUUAGGUUCCGCAUCCAGGCGACAGACUAUGCUUCGUACUGGUUCUCAACAUGCCCUUCUAAUAAUGAGAACCUGGAUCGAUCAGUUCCCACAGUGAUUAGAAUGGUGGAUAAUGCAACCUUGAGCGGUGGAACAGGACGUUGGUCCGGGUGCUUGCUAGGCGCUUUUGCGACCAGUAAUGGAAUGGAGAGCGAGAUCGUAUUCGCAGUGGAGAAGUGGCAAUACAAGAAUAAUGGCCAGGUAAUCGAGUAG